GAUCUACAGAAAUGGCAGAAGAGACAUCCGUUGAAGCAGUUGCAACAUCCGCAGGCGCCGGUUCAUCCCCAGCGGGGAAGAAAGCCAAGGCCGCCAAGAGUGCCGCCGCGAAGAAGCCGCGAGUGAAGCCAACGCACCCGAAGACCUCUGAGAUGGUGAACAACGCCAUCAAGAACCUGAAGGAGCGCGGCGGCUCUUCUCUGCAGGCCAUCAAGAAGUACGUGGCAGCCAACUACAAGGUCGACGCUGAGAAGCUGGCGCCCUUCAUCCGCAGAUACCUCAAGUCCGCCGUGACGAGUGGCGCUCUGGUGCAGACGAAGGGCAAAGGCGCGUCCGGAUCGUUCAAGUUGGCGGGCCCGGUCGGCAAGAGCGAGAAGAAGCCCGUGGUGAAGAAGCCCCGCGGUGCGUCGAAGAAGACAUCGGCUGGCGAGAAGAAGGUGAAAAAGAGCCCGGCGUCGCCCAAGAAGAAGCCCUCGGCGGCGACCAAGAAGGCCGUGGCGGCGAAGAAGCCCAGCGGCGAGAAGAAAACCGCAAAGAAAGCCGCGACUCCGACGAAGAAAAAGGUCGCCCCGAAGCAGAAGCCCACCAAGGCGUCCGCGAAGUCUGCCGGCACGAAGCCAAAGGUCCCCAAGCCCAAGAAGACGGGAUCGCCGAAGAAAGCCGUGGCGCCGAAGAAGACAGCGGCCAAGAAGAAGUAAAAGCCGUCUUGCGAGCCUAUUUAUCAUCGUCCCACAUUGGGAUACCAUCAAAAAACAGCCCUUAUCAGGGCUAUCAAGCGAAUACGUAAAGAAUUCACAAUGAAACUGAU
Phlebotomus argentipes is the source of this 808-nucleotide messenger RNA. Its product is annotated as histone H1-like. The coding region runs from base 12 to 698 and encodes 228 amino acids. The transcript has a single exon. NCBI's taxonomy places the organism in Eukaryota, Metazoa, Arthropoda, Insecta, Diptera, Psychodidae. The record is from RefSeq and is a predicted model, not a curated record. Gene Ontology annotation, biological process: chromosome condensation; negative regulation of DNA recombination; nucleosome assembly. Gene Ontology annotation, molecular function: double-stranded DNA binding; nucleosomal DNA binding; structural constituent of chromatin. Gene Ontology annotation, cellular component: nucleosome; nucleus.